AUGUCGUUAUAUCCAUCUCUCGAAGAUAUGAAAGUUGAUCAGACUAUUCGUGCACAAAUAAGUGCAUUUGAUGCCAUCGCCCAGCAACAGAUCUUAAAUUCAUCUGGAGUUCCAUCUGCACCGCCUUUACACUCACAUUCACCAAUUAAUUCACCAGUCUAUCCUGAUCUCAUUGAUUAUAUGGGCUUAGAAUUAUCACAAGAUGUCAUUGCUGCAAAUAUGCCAGAGUAUCUUCGAAAUGGCAAUCAACAAUUAACAACAUAUGUAGCUCCAUCAAUGCCAAAUAAUAUGUUAGCUCCGUUAAGUGGAAAUUCACUUGGAUUAGCCAGAGCAGGAGCAUCAACAAAUGGAAUUCGUGAAUUAAUUUUGUGUAAAGGACAAGACGGUAAAGUUGGAUUACGUGCACAAGGAAUUAACAAAGGAGUUUUUGUAUGCAUGGUCAUUAAGAGUUCUCCAGCAGCAUUAGCUGGUCUCAGAUUUGGUGAUCAAAUUCUUCAGAUUAAUGGAACAACAGUUGCAGGAUAUUCAGUCGAUGAUGUCCACAAAUUAUUAAGAAAAUCAAAUGCCAAUAACAUUUCAGUUGUUAUUCGCGAUCGACCUUUCGAGAGAACUGUGACUUUACAUAAAGAUAGCACCGGCUGUGUUGGAUUUCAAUUCAAAAAUGGAAAAAUCGUAACAAUUGUCAAGGACUCAUCGGCUGCAAGAAACGGACUACUUAUCGAUCAUCAAUUAUUGGAAGUUGAUGGACAGAAUGUGAUUGGAAUGAAAGACAAGGAAAUUACAAAGAUUAUCCAGACAGCUGAUCGAGUAGUGACUAUCACAAUAAUGCCAACAUUCCUAUAUGAUCACAUGAUAAAGAAAUUAACAUCAUCAUUCAUCAAAGAUAAAAUGGAUCAUUCAGUUCCAGAUUUCUAA
Messenger RNA from Chironomus riparius, 915 nucleotides. Lineage: Eukaryota; Metazoa; Arthropoda; Insecta; Diptera; Chironomidae. The record is from the annotation of a GenBank genome assembly.